Molecule: messenger RNA, 2153 nt
Organism: Ziziphus jujuba (common jujube)
Lineage: Eukaryota; Viridiplantae; Streptophyta; Magnoliopsida; Rosales; Rhamnaceae
Product: cysteine-rich receptor-like protein kinase 15
Exons: 7
Coding region: 52-2037 (661 amino acids)
Biological process (GO): protein phosphorylation
Molecular function (GO): ATP binding; protein kinase activity
Source: RefSeq, a predicted model, not a curated record
GAAUUAAUCCCAAAAAAAAAAAAAAAAAAAAGGCAUUUCCCUGUGAGGAAAAUGAACAAGGAUGCAACAUUUUCAGCUACUCUGUCCUUAACUCUAGUACUCUCUGUGCUCACCCCUGUUUCUCCAUAUCGUCUUCUUACCUGUUGUAACACUGACAAUCUCACAGCCACAAGCCAAUUUUACCAUAACCUCCAAAUCCUUCUUGAGUCUCUACCUUCUAAUACUUCACUCGCUAAUGGUUACUUUCACGACCAUAUUGGAGAUGGUAAUGACCGUGUCUACGGCCAAGCACUCUGCAGAGGAGAUGUCAAUCGCAAAGACUGUAUGAAAUGCCUCGAGAAUGCAACCCAACAAGUGAUGAACAUGUGCAAACGCUAUGAAGAUUCAAUCACCUGGUUUGAUCUCUGCCAGAUUCGUUACUCUUCCCGGAACUUCACUUCAAUGAUGGAAUAUGCCGGAAAGUAUCCACCGCAGAAUAGUCUGAGGAAAAGUGUAAAGAAUCCCAAUAAAUUUGGAGAGAAAUGGAUCUACUUGAUGGAUACCCUCUCAGUUGAGGCUGCAUUUAAAAACUCCAAGGCUAUGUUUGCAGCUGGUGAAAUUAGAGUCUCUGAGAAGGAAACCAUAUAUGGACUUGUACAGUGUACUAGAGACAUACCUCCAAAUCAGUGUAAAACUUGUUUGGACUCUGCCUUGGGAGAUCUAAAGACAUGUUGCUCUAAGCGUGAAGGUGGCACUGUAAUCAGUGCCAACUGUAAUGUGAGGUUCGAGCUUUCUCUCUUCCAUAACGCCUCAAAUCCACAGCUAACGUGGUCAGUUUCCAAAGAAAGGAAGUGGAAGAAAUGGAUCAUUGUGGUUGCUUGCGUACUAUCAGCAUUGGCGAUUCUAAUUGGGCUCGGUGUUGUCUAUGUUCGGAGGAAAAAGAGAUCAAGAAAAGAUGAAGUAAGAAGCCAGAGUGCAUUAUUACAUCAUGCUGCCAGUCCCACUAGAAAUGUUAAAACUAAUAGCUUUGCAUUGGUGAGUUAUGAGGAACUAACAGUCAUGAACUUAGCUACUAUAAGGGCUGCUACUGAUAACUUUUCUGAUUCAAACAAGCUUGGACAAGGUGGUUUUGGCUCUGUUUAUAAGGGUACUCUUCCGGAUGGGAAGGAAAUUGCCGUUAAGAGGCUGUCGAUGAAGUCGUGGCAGGGUUUCGAGGAAUUCAAGAACGAACUUGUACUGAUUGCAAAGCUUCAACACCGUAACCUGGUGAGGCUCUUGGGAUGUAGUAUGGAAGAAGAAGAGAAGCUGCUUAUUUACGAGUUCAUGCCCAACAAAAGCCUUGAUAAUUUUAUUUUUGAUUCAGAAAAACGGUCCAAACUUGAUUGGAAGACAUGCUAUAAUAUUAUCAGUGGGAUUGCUAGAGGGCUUCUUUAUCUUCAUGAAGACUCAAGGCUUAGAAUAAUCCACAGGGAUUUAAAGCCAAGCAAUGUGUUAUUGGACAGUGAGAUGGUCGCAAAAAUAUCAGAUUUCGGAAUGGCAAGAAUCUUCUGUGAUGACCAAAAUACUGUCAACACCCAAAGAGUCGUAGGAACAUACGGAUACAUGGCUCCAGAAUAUGCUAUGGAAGGAUUAUUCUCCACGAAAUCAGAUGUUUUCAGCUUUGGUGUGAUUUUGCUUGAGCUCAUUAGCGGAAAAAGAAACAAUGGCUCUUACCUUAAAGAACAUUCUCUGACACUCAUUAGAUAUGCAUGGAAACUGUGGAAAGAAGGAAAAGAGUUGGAAUUUUUAGACCCCUUGAUGCUGGAGUCAUACCCAAUUGACGAAGUUCUAAGAUGCAUGAAGAUUGGGCUUUUGUGUGUGCAGCAGGAUCCAAUAGAUAGACCCAACAUGUCGUCCGUCGUAGUUCUUUUAGCCAGUGGAGCAAUAAGUCUUCCUCAACCGAGACAACCUGCUUUUGCAAGGGCCCAAGUAGCACAAAUGGAUCACUCUUCAAUAACAACCCAAUCUGUAAAUGCCAGUCUUACAAAUUCUAGUAUAUCUACCAGUGUUUCACAAUGAUUAAGAUUAUUUCUAAACUUUGCUUUGCUGCUGACUGUUGUGGCUGGUCUAAUUGUAAGAGAAACGAAGUAUAAUUGUAAUAUACAGUUAAACUAGUUUGAAUAAAAACUAGAAAA